Messenger RNA from Trypanosoma cruzi, 696 nucleotides. RefSeq names its product hypoxanthine-guanine phosphoribosyltransferase, putative. Gene Ontology annotation, biological process: IMP salvage; GMP salvage; hypoxanthine metabolic process. The transcript has a single exon. Bases 1 to 696 code for a protein of 231 amino acids. The record is from RefSeq and is a predicted model, not a curated record. Gene Ontology annotation, molecular function: magnesium ion binding; hypoxanthine phosphoribosyltransferase activity. NCBI's taxonomy places the organism in Eukaryota, Euglenozoa, Kinetoplastea, Trypanosomatida, Trypanosomatidae.
AUGAUUUCCUCACAGCAAGCGAUGGUACAUGUUGUCAGCAGGAACGCAGAGGGCGUUAUUGUUGUGGAUGGCAAGGCGUACCCUAUGGCGGAGGAACUUGUCGCCACCGAGAGUGUGAUUCAACGGAGCAUCAAGGCUGUCGCCAAGCAGAUCGCUGAUUUCUACAGGCCCUUGUCCCACCGCGACACACACGGUGGCGGAGGUGUGGCACCCAUAAGCGAUGAAAACCCGCUCAUUAUUAUCUCCGUUCUGAAAGGUAGCUACAUCUUCACUGCAGACAUGGUACGCUACCUUGGUGAUUAUGGUCUGCCACACGUAGUGGAUUUCCUGCGGGUUGCCUCAUACAGGGGUACAAGCAGCACGAACAAGAUGCAGCUUCUGGCUGAGACGCAGUUUAAGGCGCUGCGGGGCAAACAUGUCCUUAUCCUUGAGGACAUUGUCGACUCUGGAAAAACGCUGAGGUACAUCUUGGAUAAGGUUCAGCGGGAACAUCAGCCGGCCACGUUGAAGGUCUGCGUGCUGGCGGACAAACCUGGAGGCCGCCGGGUAACGAUGCAACCGGACUUUGUCUGUCUGACGGUGCCCAACAAGUACGUGAUUGGUUACGGCUUUGAGGUGAAUGACCGAUUUCGCUGCUUUAGACACAUCUUCACCCUCAGGCCGGGGGAGGCACGACGGUACCCCGCACAUUUGUAA